This is a messenger RNA of Scomber japonicus (chub mackerel), 2193 nucleotides long. It is a transcript of the gene dnajc11b, whose product is annotated as dnaJ homolog subfamily C member 11. The record is from RefSeq and is a predicted model, not a curated record. The coding region runs from base 1 to 1683 and encodes 560 amino acids. Gene Ontology annotation, biological process: cristae formation. The transcript is spliced from 16 exons. NCBI's taxonomy places the organism in Eukaryota, Metazoa, Chordata, Actinopteri, Scombriformes, Scombridae.
AUGGCCGCGUCCAUAGAGGAUGAUUUUGAGUCUAAUAACCAGGACUACUACUCUCUACUCAACGUCAGGAAAGAGGCAACUGUAGAGGAGCUUAAGGCAUCAUAUCGGAGGCUGUGUAUGCUCUAUCAUCCUGACAAACAUCGAGACCCUGAGCUGAAAAGACAAGCUGAACAGCUUUUCAACCAGGUGCACCAGGCGUAUGAAGUGCUGAGUGACGCUCACUCUAGAGCCAUCUAUGACAUCUUUGGAAAGAAAGGACUGGAAGUGGAAGGAUGGGAGGUGGUGGAAAGGAAAAGAACACCAGCAGAAAUACGAGAGGAGUAUGAAAGGCUGCAGAGAGAAAGAGAAGAGAGGAGACUGCAGCAAAGAACCAACCCCAAGGGCACCAUUAGUGUGGGUGUGGAUGCAACAGACCUGUUUGACCAUUAUGAUGAGGACUUUGAGGAGAUGCCAGGAGGAGGCUUUCCUCAUAUUGAAAUCAACAAGAUGCACAUUUCCCAGUCCAUCGAGGCUCCUUUGACAAACUCUGACACAGCAGUGCUGUCUGGUUCACUCUCUACACACAAUGGGAACGGAGGGGGCAAUAUUAACGUGACCGUUCGUAAGGUGACGUCGGCCAAAGGCUGGGGAGAGGUGGAAUUGGGGGCAGGAGACAUACUGGGACCUCUAAUUGGGUUGAAGAUGUUUCGUAAUAUCACUCCCCGGUGUUUCUUGACAGCCCAGUGCGGUUUGCAGUUUUCUCCUCGUGGUUUGCGACCAAGCUGCUCAUUGAUGACAGCACGCCACUUGGACCAGAACACUAUGGGUUAUCUUCAGUGGCGUUGGGGGCCCAACAGUGCCAUGACCACCAGUGUGGUGCGUGACACGAAGCGCAGCCACUUCACUUUAGCUCUGCAGCUGGGUGUGCCUCACUCCUACCUAAUGAUGAGUUACCAGUUCAAGUUCCAAGAUGAGGACCAGACCAAAGUUAAAGGCUCUUUCAAGACAGGCUGGUUUGGCACUGUGGUGGAAUAUGGAGCGGAGAGGAAGAUCAGCCGACACAGUGUCCUGUCAGCCACUGUCAGCAUCGGUGUCCCUCAGGGAGUCACACUGAAGAUCAAGUUGGCUCGUGCCAGUCAGACAUACCUAUUUCCAGUCCACCUGACAGACCAGCUGCUGCCCAGUGCCGUCUUCUACGCCACCGUGGGACCCCUGCUGGUCUACUUGGCCGUCCACAGACUGGUCAUCAUCCCAUAUACACAGCAACAGAAAGAGCAAGAUCUAGAGUUGCAGAGGAAGAGCUCAGCCACAGACAUCGCCAAGAAGAAGCAGGAGGCAGAGUCUGCUGUUCUGCUGAUGCAGGAAUCUGUGAGGAGAGUCAUAGAGGCAGAAGAAUCCAAGAUGGGUCUGAUCAUCCUGAAUGCCUGGUAUGGAAAGUUUGUGUCAGACACCAGCCAGAAACAGGAGAAAGCCAAGGUCAUCGAUGUCACUGUGCCUCUACAGUGCCUGGUCAAGGACUCCAAACUCAUCCUCACUGAAGCUUCUAAGGCGGGGUUGCCGGGCUUCUAUGACCCCUGUGUGGGAGAGGAGAAGAGUCUUAAACUACUGUACCAGUUCAGAGGUGUCAUGCACCAAGUCAUCUCUGCAGACACCGAGCCACUCCGGAUACCCAAGCAAUCUCACAGAAUUGAGUCUGAGUCCUAGGAGCCCCCCGCUGCUGGAGCACCAGAGGGCAAGUGAAGACAAAAACUGACUUUCUGUAAAGAGAACAACCCAAGAAUGGAGGGUACACACCUAGAAUAAGUUGCUCUCCUCUGGUCCUAAUCUGUCAUGGUAUUAGUGAAUCUAUUCCUCAACUCCUCCCUUUCCUGUGGACCAUCUCCCAGGUUAAGCAGAAUACAGGAGUCAGCUCUGAGUUUCUGCAAGGUGUUAUUUGUGUCUCUUGUCUGCAACACCUGACAGAGCUGCUCAGAUAUCUGCCUGCUGCAAUAGAUCAGACAUUUGGUCCUGCACAUAGUUUUAUAUAUGCACUACACAGAGGGCCUGAUAGUCCCAUCAAUGAUGAGCUAAAAGUGCACAGAUAGAUUAAAAGUUGUGUCUUGACAUUUGUUAGGUCAAGCAUGCAGCCGUGUAAACAAAUGAGCUGUGCUGUAAUUUUACCCCAUAUCAUUACAGUCUUUGUCCUGUCUGUGCAUCACCCCUGUAGGUUUGAAU